AUGACAGAUUUCAACACAACUGACUUCACCAACCCCUCCACCUUCAUCCUGCAGGGCAUUCCUGGCCUGGAGGCGGCCCAUAUCUGGAUCUCCAUCCCCUUCUGCACCGUGUACACCAUAGCCAUCUUGGGGAACUUCACCAUCCUAUUCCUUGUGAAGAUGGAUCCGAGCCUCCAUGCCCCCAUGUACUAUUUCCUCUGCUUGCUGGCUGUCACUGACCUGGUCCUAUUAACAUCCACCCUGCCCAAAAUGCUGAGCAUCUUCUGGUUCAGUGCUAGGGAGAUCAGUUUCAGUGCCUGCCUCACCCAGAUGUACUUCAUUCACUGCUUCUCAGCAGUGGAGUCUGGGAUCUUCACGGCCAUGGCUCUGGAUCGCUAUGCAGCCAUCUGCCAUCCCCUGAGAUAUUCUACCUUCCUGACAAACCCUAUCGUGGCCAAGAUCAGCUUGGCUGUGGUGCUGCGCGGUGGUAUGCUUGCACUUCCCUAUCCCAUCCUGGCGAGGCAGUGGCCAUAUUGCAAAACCAACAUCAUCCCCCAGCCGUACUGCACACACAUAGCUAUGGUGAAUCUGGCCUGCGCCGACACCCGCAUUAGUAGUUACUAUGGGCUCUUUGUGCUAUUCUGUGUGAUGGGUCUGGAUGUGAUUUUUAUCACCGUGUCCUAUAUCCAGAUCCUCAGGGUCAUCUUCAGCCUCCCCACAAAGGACGCCCGGCUCAAGACUUUUCGGACCUGUGGCUCCCACCUCUUUGUCAUUUUAGCCUUUUACAUCCCAGGUCUCUUCAUCUCCCUCCUAUCCCGGUUUGGCCAGAAUGUGCCGCUACAUUUCCAUGUUCUCAUUGCCAAUGUGUACCUCUUGAUGCCCCUCGUGCUCAACCCCAUCAUCUACGGUGUGAGGACCAAACAGAUCCGGGACAGGCUGUUUCGGUUCUUUACUCAUGAAGGGGCCUAAUAGUUUCUCUUCCUGAUCUGACUCUGAGAUUGAACUACAUGCACAACUGGCUGGUGAUAUGGUGCUGGUCCCUCUUCCCUGAAUCACUGACUGGACAGUCAAAGUGACAUUUCGUCCUUUCUUGGCCUUACUGUGUUGUAUCAUUGUGACAAACUGAGGAAUCAGGCUGUGUACAAUUUAUUAAUUCAUAGGGUUCCCACCUUUCUAAUUGCUGGUAACUGGACCCCUGAGGCCCUGUGCCCUGCCCUGCCUAUACCCCCAUAGCCCUGC
Gopherus evgoodei (Goodes thornscrub tortoise) is the source of this 1218-nucleotide messenger RNA. Its product is annotated as olfactory receptor 52R1-like. The record is from RefSeq and is a predicted model, not a curated record. Bases 1 to 948 code for a protein of 315 amino acids. Gene Ontology annotation, molecular function: olfactory receptor activity; G protein-coupled receptor activity. Lineage: Eukaryota; Metazoa; Chordata; Testudines; Testudinidae. Gene Ontology annotation, cellular component: membrane. The transcript has a single exon. Gene Ontology annotation, biological process: G protein-coupled receptor signaling pathway.